AAAUCUGUAAACCCUAGGCGUGGAUAGGGCACAGGGCAAGGUGGGCGGGCGGGCAAUGGCGGCUGGGUACGAGCGCGAUGGCUAUGGCGGCUACGAGGACUCUUACGACGAGCGGCCAGACGACGCGCACCCGCCCGAUUACGUCCCCGACUAUGUCAAGUCCUUCGUCGGGUACCUCUACCGCAGCAUCCGCGAGAAGAAUGUCUACGAGGUACACCAAAUGUAUGAGAGCAGCUUUAGCAAGCUGAGCGAGCGCUUCUUCUCCAAGUCGCACUGGCCCUCGGCGGAGCUCGUGGCGCCCUACGUCGACAACGAUCACGUCUUUUGCCUCCUCUACAAGGAGAUGUACUACAGGCACGUCUACGCCAAGCUCAAUGUCACCUUCCAGGAGAGGCUGGAAUCCUGGGACAAUUACUGCAACCUCUUCACGGUCAUCCUCCAUGGAAACGUGAAUAUGCAGCUGCCCAACCAGUGGCUCUGGGACAUGGUGGACGAGUUCAUCUAUCAGUUCCAGGCGUUUUGCCAGUACCGGACCAAGCUCAAGAACAAGACCGAGCAGGAGCUAAGCUGGCUCAAGCAGUACGACGAGCAGGUGUGGAAUGUCUAUGGUGUGGCGAAUUUCCUCCAGGCUCUGAUUGACAAGUCGGAGAUUCUGCAAGUCCUGGAGGAGGAGAAGGACGGGGCGGUGACGGCCUUCAGUGCCAACGAUGGAUAUGACUACGAGGGUGGCAGCAACGUCCUCAAGGUCUUGGGAUACUUUAGUAUCAUUGGGCUUGCGCGGGUGCACUGCUUGCUUGGGGAUUACCACACGGCUCUCAAGCGCCUCGCUCAUAUUGAUCUCACGCAGCACGGAGUAUACAGCUCUGUGAUCGGCUGCCACAUUACCGCGGCGUACUACUACGGGUUUUCGAACAUGAUGAUGCUGAGGUACAUCGAUGCUAUCAAGACUUUUAACCAGGUGCUUGUGUACAUCUCCAAGACGAGGCAGUACCACCAGAAGUCGUCGCAGUUUGAAUGGAUCCUCAAGAAGAACGAGCAGAUGUACGCGUUGCUUGCGAUCUGCCUGUGGUUCUGCCCCCAGUGGCACCUCGUAGAGUCCGAGAAUGCGAGGAGCGAUUCUCAGAGGAAUGAGACCGUGACUCACCAGCUUAAGGAGAAGCGUGGGGAGAAGUUAUCCAAGAUGCACAAGAACGACGAGGCCGCUUUCGACGAGUGUUUCUCGUACGCUUGCCCGAAGUUUAUCUCUCCAUCGCUACCUGACUUGAGUGACACCUCUGGAAACUACAGCCAGGAAGCAUACAGGCUGCAGCUGAAGCUCUUUCUAUCUGAAGUCCGACAGCAGCAGCUCCUGAACAAGAUCAGAAACUACGUGAAGCUUUACACCACGAUAUCUAUUGCAAAGCUAGCCUCGCUUGUGGAGGUAGACGAAGCCACGCUGAGGAUGGCUUUGAUGACUUACAAGCACAAGACUCACUACAUUGACGACGAUGGCAGCGUAGCAUCUACCGCGGACGUCGAGUUCUACAUUGACGAGGAUGUUGUACACAUAGCAGAGCCGAAAGUUACCAAGCGUUUUAGCGAGAUCUUUGUCCGCCACAUUCUCAAGUUCGACGAAUUGGUUGGGGACCUGGAGCGUGUCGCACUAGAGUGAAAGAUAGUUGUGACGCGUAAAAGACUUUUUUGUUGUUAAGAAAAGAGAUGACAUGUUCUGGCAGUGCCAUUUGUAUUA
Messenger RNA from Selaginella moellendorffii, 1729 nucleotides. Its product is annotated as eukaryotic translation initiation factor 3 subunit L. Gene Ontology annotation, biological process: translational initiation. The transcript has 7 exons. Bases 56 to 1651 code for a protein of 531 amino acids. NCBI's taxonomy places the organism in Eukaryota, Viridiplantae, Streptophyta, Lycopodiopsida, Selaginellales, Selaginellaceae. Gene Ontology annotation, molecular function: translation initiation factor activity. Gene Ontology annotation, cellular component: eukaryotic translation initiation factor 3 complex; cytoplasm. The record is from RefSeq and is a predicted model, not a curated record.